This is a messenger RNA of Rattus norvegicus (Norway rat), 2121 nucleotides long. RefSeq names its product caveolae associated protein 2 (gene Cavin2). Gene Ontology annotation, cellular component: cytoplasm; membrane raft; cytosol. The record is from RefSeq and is marked provisional. The coding region runs from base 69 to 1322 and encodes 417 amino acids. NCBI's taxonomy places the organism in Eukaryota, Metazoa, Chordata, Mammalia, Rodentia, Muridae. The transcript has 2 exons. Gene Ontology annotation, biological process: plasma membrane tubulation. Gene Ontology annotation, molecular function: phosphatidylserine binding.
GCCUCCGGUGCUUCUCGCCCGAGCAAGAAAGUUUUCAGCGAGGAAAGUAAGUUUCCAUCUGUCCAGCCAUGGGAGAGGACGCUGCACAGGCAGAAAAGUUCCAGCACCCAAAUACAGACAUGCUCCAGGAGAAGCCAUCCAACCCCAGUCCAAUGCCUUCCUCCACACCGAGCCCCAGCCUGAAUCUGGGGUCCACAGAGGAGGCCAUCCGAGACAACUCACAGGUGAAUGCUGUCACCGUGCACACUCUCCUGGAUAAAUUGGUCAACAUGCUGGACGCCGUGAGGGAGAACCAGCACAACAUGGAGCAGCGGCAGAUCAACCUGGAGGGCUCGGUGAAGGGCAUCCAGAAUGACCUCACCAAGCUCUCCAAGUACCAGGCCUCCACCAGCAACACAGUGAGCAAGCUGCUGGAGAAGUCUCGCAAGGUCAGCGCUCACACGCGUGCUGUUCGGGAGCGCCUAGAGAAGCAGUGUGUACAGGUGAAGAGGCUGGAGAACAACCACGCUCAACUCCUCCGACGCAACCACUUCAAAGUGCUCAUCUUCCAGGAAGAAAGUGAGAUCCCUGCCAGUGUGUUUGUGAAGGAGCCAGUUCCCAGCACUGCAGAAGGCAAGGAGCUUGCUGAUGAGAACAAGUCCUUGGAGGAAACUCUGCACAAUGUGGACCUCUCCUCCGAUGACGAAUUGCCCGGUGAUGAGGAAGCCCUGGAAGAUAGUGCAGAAGAGAAGAUGGAGGAAAGCAGGGCAGAAAAGAUAAAAAGAUCCAGCCUCAAGAAAGUGGAUAGCCUCAAGAAAGCAUUUUCUCGCCAGAAUAUCGAGAAAAAGAUGAACAAGCUGGGAACAAAGAUCGUAUCUGUUGAGAGGAGAGAAAAGAUUAAGAAAUCGCUCACUCCCAACCACCAGAAAGCAUCAUCUGGGAAAAGCUCCCCCUUCAAGGUUUCUCCCCUUUCCUUCGGUCGGAAGAAAAUCCGAGAGGGAGAAAGCUCUGCAGAAAAUGAGACCAAACUGGAAGAGCAGGUGCAGGACGACCAUGAGGAGGGCUCGUUCACAGAAGGUCUUUCUGAAGCAUCCCUCCCCAGCGGCCUGUUGGAGGGCAGCGCAGAAGAUGCUGAGAAGUCAGCAUUGAGAGGGAACAACUCAGGCGUGGGCAGCAAUGCCGAUCUGACCAUUGAAGAAGAUGAAGAAGAGGAGUCGGUGGCCCUGCAGCAGGCCCAGCAGGUGCGCUAUGAGAGUGGCUACAUGCUCAACUCCAAGGAGAUGGAGGAAUCCAGUGAGAAACACGUCCAGGCGGCUGUGCUGCAUGUGGAUCAGACUGCCUGAGUGCACAGCCCGAAGACUGGGCAAGCUGCACUCAGCAGCUCGCUCAGGUGCAUCCACAUCGUGGAAGCCACCUCUGGAACCCUUCAUCUCUACCUGCUCCCGACUGGGACCGUCCAGGCCUUAAUCACUAACCAUACAGUAGCCUCGGACAUACAUGGGAUCACAGAAGCAAACUGCCAGGGAUUCCAUUUCUAAUUUGCUCGUAGGUUCUAUUUCUGUAGAAUUUCUCCAAGAUUUUAAGAAGAAAGAAAUGGAGCAGUUUUUAAAAAAAAUCGACUAUCUCUUUGGCUUAGUCAGAAAAACUAGAGGCUAUUUAAGGUAGUAGUUAUAAAAAGUGAUUUUUUUUUUUUUUGCUCGUUCUAUCAGCUUGCUGAAUAGUGUGGCAGUAAUGUAGUGAAUUCCUACUGUAUUCUGUGAAUGAUUAUUCUUCAAGUAUGUGGUAUGGAACAUACAUAAGUCUGUAGGCUGAGAAUAUAACUAUUUUAAGAAGAAAACAUUUACAAAAGAUAGAGCAGAAGGGUCAGUUGGUUAUUCUCUUACAGAAACCAUUGUUUAUUGGAAGGGGGCUGAAAGACUGUGCUGACGGGGAGCUAAUAGCACUGGGACUGCUGAGGUAGAAAACUAAGAUGGAAAGAUUGGAAAGUGAGAGAAAUGGAGGACGAAGAAUGGCAAAAAGUGACGACAAAGAGGAAAAAAGACGUGCUUAAAAAGUGAAAUACUGGGGCUGGAGAUUUAGCUCAGUGGUUGCCUAGGAAGCGCAAGGCUCUGGGUUCAGUCCCCAGCUCCGAAAAAAAGAACC